AUGCCGCGCGGCGUGCUGAAGGCAAACCUGCCUUCAAAAAUCUGCGAGACCUGCCAGAAGCCGUUCACCUGGAGAAAGGUGUGGGAGCGCUGCUGGGACGACGUCAAGACGUGCAGCGACCGCUGCAAGAGCGAGCGCAAGAAGCAGCUGCAGCUGGAUCGGCGGCCGCUGGAGGCGGACGAGCGGCGGGCGGCGGCGGCGGGGCCGCCCGCGGAGCAGGGGGGCGAGGGCAAGGCGGGGAAGAAGCGGCAGGAGCGGCGGCGACGGUCGCCGUCACCGUCGGGCGCGCAAGCAGACGCUGAAUAG
Molecule: messenger RNA, 306 nt
Organism: Monoraphidium neglectum
Lineage: Eukaryota; Viridiplantae; Chlorophyta; Chlorophyceae; Sphaeropleales; Selenastraceae
Exons: 2
Coding region: 1-306 (101 amino acids)
Source: RefSeq, a predicted model, not a curated record